Molecule: messenger RNA, 1287 nt
Organism: Oikopleura dioica
Lineage: Eukaryota; Metazoa; Chordata; Appendicularia; Copelata; Oikopleuridae
Source: the annotation of a GenBank genome assembly
AUGGCGAGUAGUUAUACUCUGGUGUCAAAGACAAGCGACUCUUCCAACGAUAAUAUGGAGAUCAACGACAACGAUGAUUUUGACAAGAAAAAGAGACAUUCCCGCGUUUCGCUUUGCUCGGAUAAUUUCAGAAUCGUCAAUGGAAAAAUUCCAGUCACACUCGUCGCCAUCCAAACAAUCUCGCUCAUGAUUUUAGUGGCGGCAGUUGCUUUAUCAGGCACUACCACUUUUGCCUUUUGGAAUGACGACAUCGCGUGGAAGCUUGAAAUCCGCGAUGAGCCGAGCUACAUUUUCUUCGCUAGAACUUUCCUUCUAUUUUCCUUCGUCACUGGUUUAUUUGGCACGUUUCUGUCGAUUCUGGGAACUGGAAUGGUUUGCUGCAAGGACCAGAUCAACCUCAUCUUAUCCAAGGAGAAAUAUUUUGAAAUCGAUGAGCAAGUCCGGACCACCUUCCGAAAUGGAAUCUGCUUAUUUGUGUGUUGGGGAGUGAUGGCCCUGUAUGCUAUCGGAACCUCGCUGUAUAUCUUCUCCGCGUUCUUGGUUUGCUCACCGAAUUUAAAGCCGAAGAAAAUGAGAUACACAUCCGUUCAAACGAUCCAGGAAGAAAAAAUGAUCACGAAAAUCCACUCCCGAAUGAACCUCGUCGACCAAGGAUCGAGCAACAAUCUGGAGCUUCGUCAGCAAAUGGUACAAGAACAAGAUCAACAUCAAUGUCUUCUUCCCGGCGAGCGACAUGGAGCGCGUGAGAUUACGCCCGGUCCACCUCAGCAACAGCAGAGGAACAAGAUGCCACGUGCGUACUCGCCGGUGUACCCAGAAUAUGUAGAAGAAAUAAAAUCGACACAGGACAAUACGCCGGCAAAGAUCCCUAAUCCUCCAUCUAUAAACCGCGCCAAUUUCGACACUUCUUCGAUUCCCUCAAGAUCUCAGACAUUUCCAAUGCAAAAUGAAGGCCGAGACCUAAGCAAUCAAAUCGACCAGAUAAUAUCCGCAGACAAAUACGCCUUUGACCAGAACUACGGGAGUUUGUACGAGUACGACCGCGAAAUGGAACGCGAACUACCGUCCAAAGCUGCUUCGGUUCACUCAGUCACGCUCGCUGCGACGAGGGAAAAUCGACAACUGAUGAGCAGCGUGUCUCAGAUGUCUAGCGCUGCUGGAGACGAGGAGGAGGAGGAUGAAGUUGAAGAAGCCGAGGUGCCUUUCAUGGACGAUCUGAAAGCUUUGGAACGCUCCAAACUCCGCUACUCGCCCAAUCCAACUGUCGACGCCCCUUCCAACUUUUAA